AUGUCAGUUUCUUCCGGCUCUCCCUCAUCAAGCGGCUCUGAAUACACCUACCGUCGCCCAUCUCAUCGGAGGGACUUUCAGAUAGCUAUUAUUUGUGCCCUAUCACUCGAAUACGAUGCCGCCACACUUAUCGUUGAUGAAUUCUGGGACCAGAAUGGUAAACAAUAUGGGCGAACAUCUGGGGAUACCAACAUAUAUAGAAAUGGGAGGAUCGGCAUGCACAACGUGGUGCUCAUGCUUCUGCCAAAUAUGGGCAAAGCCGCAGUCGCCGGUUCAGCAGCAAGUCUGCGGACAAGCUAUUCGAACUUGAGAAUUGCGUUCCUCGUGGGAGUCUGUGGCGGGGUUCCCAUCCUUGGUACACAUGAGGCACUCCUUGGCGAUGUGGCUAUUGGUGAAGCCAUAAUUCAGUAUGAUGUUGGCAGACAAUAUCCCGGGGAGUUUAUACCUAAGGAAACGGCCGUGGCCACCCAGAGUCUACCGAACAAAGACAUCCGUACACUCCUCGCUUAUUUUAAAUCUGACACUGGGAAGGCCGAUCUGCGACAGAACACCGCUAGGCAUUUGAAAGCUUUGCAAGGUGCAGCUGUUCUGAAGAAUUAUCAGUACAGUUACCGUUAUCCUGGUUUCUCCGAAGAUAAGCUCUUCGUCGCGACGUACCGCCACAAACACCGAGGAGGACCAUCGGGGGAUCCAUGUUGCGAAACUGAGAGCUAUUGCGACAAUGCUGCACAGUCAUCCUGCUCUGAACUAGGAUGCGACGAGAAGAAGCUGGUCCAGAGACACCGUUUGGAAAGAAAACGAGACUUGUCAUGGGAGGAGGCGCAAUGUCCAGAUAUUUUCAUCGGGCGUGUUGCAUCAGCGGAUACUGUGAUGAAUGAGAUUGAAAAUGUCGCCCACUCGAAUGACUAUGUUGACAUGGCAUUAGGUUCUACUCAACAUGGCCAGAUUGUUCUCGCACGGCGUGAGGUGACCCGUUAUGGUGCGCGAAAACCGUCGUCCAAGCAUAUUCCUGGUAGCACAAUUUCGACUGCAACUCAAACACUGCGGGAUAGCAUCUUCAAUUUUCAAAGGGUCCUUACUGAUGACCAACAACACGAAUUACAAAGCAUCAAGGUGGUGCCAGAUGCCAUUGCCGUGCUAGUAUUUACUGCUGAGCUCGACUCGCUGAAUAGGAAUAGAAAGGGGUGUAGCAUAGCCAGCAGGCUCCAUUCAGUUCUUCAGUCUGUUCGAGACUUUUCCGCGGCUGUCGAACCAGCUGAUUCAACGCACCUGGGAAUCGCUUCUACCCUAUGGGGGAGCGUGAAACUGACAAUGCUAGUGACUGUCAAGUCCGUAACAUAUGAUGAGGCUCUCUCAAAAUUCUUCAUGGAUCUUGGGAGAAUUUGCCCACGGUGGACAGAUUAUGAAAUAUUUUAUUCAUCUUCACUACGGCUUCAGGAUGCCCUUCAUGAUUUCUAUGCAUCGCUCAUUCGUUGUUGCACGCGCGCGGUAGAAGCAGUAGAAACCACCCCACGUUCAUGGUCAGAAUACCUCUUCACCUCUCCCCGAGAAUCACUUGAUAGGGGCUUUCAGCAGGAUGCAGAGGACCUUGAAAGACGAAGUAGGUAUGUCAAAGAUGCGCUAUCACUCGCCAAAACAGAAGCCCAUUAUCAAAACCAACAGCUUCGAAGCUUGGAAAUGGAAGAGGGUUCAAACAAAGAAAAACGACCAUGGGGUUUUCGCGUGAAAGGAGGCAUGCAUGAUAAGAUGGAAUCAUGGCAGACGCAAAAUGACGAAAGACAAGCAAAGGAAAGAAAACAACGGCUGCUUGACUCUUUGUCGAUUUGUGACUACUUGACUCCAUUUAAACAAAGCUGUCGGAAGCGAUAUAGAGGUACAUUGGAGUGGCUUUUUCAUACAGAUGAGUUUAACGCGUGGAUCAGUAGCCGAGAAUCUCCUUUGUUAUGGUGCUUGGGAAAGAUCGGUUCGGGCAAAACAACUCUUACGGCGAGUGUCAUAGAAAAACUGUUAACGAAAAAGCGCAAUCCGGAUGUUUUCAUCAGCUUCUUCUUCGUACGAUUUGAUGAUCGACAGUCCUUAAAGGCUGAGGUCAUACUCAAGUCAAUCAUUCGACAGAUGCUAAACGUAUCCGACAUUUUUGCAAAGGUCGAAACGCUAUUGGAUAAUAUGCAACUCAACUUGGCGUCAGGACUCAAGGACAUUGAAAAGUUGUUGCAAAGUAUAGCUGCAGAAUUUAAAACCCUCUAUAUCGUGAUAGAUGGGCUAGAUGAGUGUACACAAUCGGAGCGCCACGAUCUUCUUGAGUCUCUCCACUCAGUUAUGAAAGUCAGGUCGAACAUAAAGCUUUUCCUCGCUGGUCGCGAUAGUGUCUCCAGAGAGGUUCAAAUAAAAUUUUCGACUCUGAAACAGAUUCUUAUGGACUGCUCGUCAGCUCAAUCCGACAUCGCAACGUACGUUGAAGGCAUCGUGCAGGAAAAACUGAAAACCGAAGAGCUUAUAGUUAGCGACCCCGACCUCAUCGAAGAUAUUAAAGUGGCACUCUCAGGUGGGGCAAAUGGCAUGUUUCUCUGGGUUGUAUUCCAAGUAAAUGAGCUUUGUUUACAGCAUUGUGAUGAGGACAUUCGAACAGCUAUUCGAAACUUCCCAAAGGACUUGGAGGAAACAUUCAAUCGGGCCAUCGACCGAAUCGUUUCUCGGAGGAACGAAGAUAUCGCAAAGCGUAUUUUCCGAUUGGUGAUUGCUGCAAAAGAGCCUCUGUCCCUCAAUCAGCUAGAAGAAGUCAUCUUCGUUGAAAUCGGACAGGAAUACUCAAGGACAGAACGACGAUCUAACGGCAUUGCGCACAUCAGCUCAUGGUGUGAAAACCUCGUUCAUGUCGACGAGGAAUUGAAAACAGUUCAAUUUUUCCAUCUGAAUCUCGAAGAUGCCGAUCACUAUCUUGGCGAGAUAUGCGUUACGUAUCUGAACUUCAAUGAUUUCAAGACAACUCUAGCCAGACGACAGCAACCAUUGCCACCUAUGCCACCUAUAGCUAUAGCAGGAACAGCUCUGGCACCAAGAUGGAAGGCGUUCCCGUCUAUUCCUACCCUCUUGAAGCUCAAUUUGAACAUCAGAGGAGGCUCAACAGCAUCCAAUGCUAUUGAAGCUCUAGGCUCCUUCCAACGAGACGAUACGGGAGAUGAGAAAGAACGGAUGCUUGUAGGGCAUCCUUUCCUAGGAUAUGCAUCAAUUCACUGGAUUUAUCAUACGACAAUGUUUCAGAAAGGAAAAUCGAACACAUGGGAUUUAUGGGGAAAAAUGAUUGUUGAGGGACAUGAUCUCGUGAAAAAUCCAUGGACUGAACAGUCUUUCUAUGAAAGCAUCGGACCGAUACUAGAUUGGGCCCAAAAGUUUCACCAUUAUGCACUUAUACGACUCUUUCUCCUCGCCAGCAUGCUUUCAAGCUCGUACCGAGGGCACCUCAUGCAGAGUGCAGCGAUUCAUGAAGACAUUACGCUGCUUGAUAUCCUUAUCGAGCACGAAAAGUCAGAUAUUAUAAUAGACCAAGGUUGCGAGCUAGCGGUUCAGCUCGGCCACCUUGAUGUUCUGGACAGACUAUUAGCCGCUGGAGCAGAUGGCCAGAAUGCUCUCCAGGCCGCUAUUCACAGUGGCGAUCGAAAAGUCAUCAAGCGCAUAUUGAUUACUGGGGUUGAUGGUCGGCCGCUACUGCAGAUUGCUCUUAGAGACAACGACCAAACUACCGCCAGGGCUCUGUUAGACGCUGGUGUAGAUGGCCAACCUCUUUUACAGGCCGCUAUUGAAGAGCGUGACCAACGUACCAUGAAACUUUUGUUAGCUGCCGGUGUGGAUGGCCAACCCGCACUACAGACUGCUGCUAAAAGAGGCCAUCAGAAUACCAUCAAAUCUUUAUUAAUCGCUGGUGCAGAUGGCCAGACUGCACUACUGAACGCUGCCAACAACGACUAUCCAGACACAAUCAAGGCCCUCUUAGCCGCCGGAGUAGAUGGCCAGGUUGCUCUACAAGCUGCCGCGCGUAGUGGUCAACAAAGUGUUGUCACACACCUAUUAGCUGCUGGUAUAGAUGGUCAAGUUGCAGUAUAUGCUAUUGCUAGAAGUGGAGACGUCUCUGCCGUUACGUCUUUGUUAGAUGCCGGUGUAGAUGGGCAAUCUUUACUGCAGGUUGUCAUUGAAAGCCACGAUCAAGAUCUCGUAAAGUUUCUGCUGGAUGCUGGUGUAGAUGGUCAGCCUCUACUGAAGGCUGCUAUUGAAAAGAACGACCUAACUACCUUCAGGACCCUGUUAGAUGCUGGCUUAGAUGUUCGGCCUUUACUGCAGGCUGCUAUCAAAAGUCGCGAUGAGAGUAUCACCUGGGUCCUGUUACAUCCCGAUGUCGAUGGUCAACCUCUAUUGCAGGCUGCUAUCAAAAGCCACGAUCAAGAUCUCAUCAAGUUUCUGUUACAUGCCGGUGUAGAUGGUCAGCCUCUAUUGCAGGCUGCUAUUGAAAACCGCGACCAACAUAUAUUAAGGCUUCUGUUAGCUGCUGAUAUUGAUCAACGGCCAGCACUACUUGCAGCUUCUGAAAGUGGCAAUCAAGAUCUCAUGAAGCUGCUGUUAGCUGCUGGUUUAGAUCGGAAACUGGCACUACAGACUGCGUCUCACCGGGGUCAUAUUAAUAUUGUUGAGAGUCUCUUGGCUUAUGACUCUGAAGCAAUUAUGAGCUCUGCAUGGGAUGUCGAAUCCGCUUUAUACUCCGCUUCUCAAUGGGGUCAUCUUGAUAUUGUUGACAGACUCCUGGAUGCCGGAGCCUCUGUACAUCCUCAAUAUGAACGGUAUGGUCGAUCAGCCUUAGAGGGAGCUUCUGAAGGAGGCCACCUUAAUGUCGUUGAGAGGCUUUUAGCUGCCGGGGCUAAAGUAAAUACACACAGUGUAUCUACAAUUGCAACUGCCUUACAAUCCGCUUGUAAAGGUGGUCAUCUUGAUGUUGUUAAGAGGCUGCUGGCUGCUGGAGCUGAUGUAUAUGAGAACGGCAAAUGGGGUGAUGCUUUACGAGCUGCUUCUCAAGGCGGUCAUCUCAGUGUUGUUGAGAUGCUUCUUGCCGCUGGAUUCGAGAUAAACACGCCCAAUAAUAGAUGGAGGGGCCAGAUGGCCUUGCAAGCAGCCUCUCGAGGGGGUCAUCUCAAAGUUGUCGAAAGACUCUUAGCUGCUGGGGCCGAUGUGAAUGCGGCUGCUGGAUCAAAAGACGAAACUGCUUUGCAACUUGCUGCUAAAGGUGGACAUGUGAGAAUUGUUUCCCGAUUGAAGGAAGCUGGCGCGAAAAGGUAA
Molecule: messenger RNA, 5322 nt
Organism: Trichoderma harzianum CBS 226.95
Lineage: Eukaryota; Fungi; Ascomycota; Sordariomycetes; Hypocreales; Hypocreaceae
Exons: 8
Coding region: 1-5322 (1773 amino acids)
Biological process (GO): nucleoside metabolic process
Molecular function (GO): catalytic activity; protein binding
Source: RefSeq, a predicted model, not a curated record